AUGGCACCAACAUCUUCUACUCCAUUGAAAAAUUUCGAUUACUUAGUCAUUGGUGGUGGAUCCGGUGGUGUUGCUAGUGCACGUAGAGCCGCCAAAUACGGAGCAAAAGUAUUAUUAAUCGAAGCUAAAUUGAACAAGUUAGGAGGUACUUGUGUCAAUGUUGGAUGUGUACCUAAAAAGGUCAUGUGGUAUGCUGCAGAUUUAGCUCACAAGAAACAUGACUUGUUCCCUUAUAAAUUGUCAAAAACGGAAGAAACAGUCAAACAUGGAGAUUUUGAUUGGGCUGGUUUCAAGCAAAAACGUGAUGCUUAUGUUCAUAGAUUAAAUGGAAUUUAUGAAAAUAACUUGAAGAGAGAAAAAGUUGAUUACGUAUUUGGAUUUGCUCAAUUUAUCAAUGAAAAGGGCGAUGUCGAAGUUACAUUAAGCGGAGAACAGAAAUUGCCAUUUUUAGGCGACGCUGAAAAAGAUUACAAGAAGAAUGAGAAACUUGUAUUUUCGGGUGACAAGAUUCUUCUUGCUACUGGUGGUACACCAAUCGUUCCACCUAAAGUCGAAGGAGCUGAAUUAGGUACUACAUCCGAUGGGUUUUUUGAAUUGGAUUACCAACCUAAGAAAGUUGCCAUUGUUGGUGCAGGAUACAUUGGAGUUGAAUUGUCGGGAGUCUUCAAUGCUUUAGGAACUCAAGUUGAUUUCGUAAUCAGAGGUGACACUGUGUUGCGUUCAUUUGAUGAUAUCAUUCAAAAUACAAUCACUGAUUAUUAUACUGAUAAGUUAGGAAUCAACAUCAUUAAACAAAGUGGCGGUGUUGUUAAAGUUGAAGGUGAAAAAUCGGGAACUAAGAAAGUGACUUUGGGUAAUGGAACCGUCCUUGAAGUUGAUGAAUUGAUUUGGACAGUUGGUAGAAAGAGCUUGAUUGAUUACGGAUUGGAUAAAGUUGGUGUUAAACUUGAUUCAAAUUUAAAAGUUGUUGUUGACAAAUACCAAGUUACAACAAACCCCAAAAUCUUUUCCCUUGGUGAUUUGAUCGAAGAAGCUGAAUUGACUCCGGUGGCCAUUGCAGCUGGUCGUAGAUUAUCCAAUAGAUUAUUUGGUGGUGAACAAUUUGCUAAUGAUCAUUUAGAUUAUACCAAUAUCCCAUCAGCAAUCUUUUCUCAUCCAGAAGCAGGAUCAAUAGGAUUGUCUUCAAAACAUGCCAUUGAUAAAUAUGGCGAAUCAAAUGUCAAGAUUUACAAUUCUAAAUUCAAUGCCAUGUAUUAUGCUAUGAUGGAUAGCGAUUUGGAUAAAGCUCCUACUGCUUAUAGAAUUGUUUGUGCUGGUCCUGAGGAGAAAGUUGUUGGAUUACAUAUUGUUGGUGAUAAUAGUGGAGAAAUUUUACAAGGAUUUGGUGUUGCUAUUAAAAUGGGAGCUACAAAGAAGGAUUUUGAUAAUUGUGUUGCUAUUCAUCCAACCUCAGCUGAAGAGUUGGUUACAAUGACGUAA
Molecule: messenger RNA, 1479 nt
Organism: Lodderomyces margitis
Lineage: Eukaryota; Fungi; Ascomycota; Pichiomycetes; Serinales; Debaryomycetaceae
Gene: GLR1
Product: glutathione-disulfide reductase
Exons: 1
Coding region: 1-1479 (492 amino acids)
Biological process (GO): cellular response to oxidative stress; cell redox homeostasis; glutathione metabolic process
Cellular component (GO): cytosol; mitochondrion
Molecular function (GO): NADP binding; glutathione-disulfide reductase (NADPH) activity; flavin adenine dinucleotide binding
Source: RefSeq, a predicted model, not a curated record